UCAGUCAGAGAAGGAAUAGACACAGCCCUCUAUCCAGCUGAACAAAUAGAUAUUUUCUGAGCUCACUCAACAGCAAACGAUUAUUAUUUAAUUAAAAUAUUUAUUUCUGAAGUAAAAUAGGCUUAUUUGAAUACAGUUUUGUCUGGUAUCAUUACACUCAAUGGAUAUUUGGAAAUUUCAGCUGGUAAUAGUUACCCUGUAUUCCCUGGUGUAUACAUGUCAAGGAUUGUAUUUUAGUGUUGACAAGGAACACUGGGUAUCCAAAGACUGGCAGCCACUGGAGAAGAGGUUGGCCAGCCAAGUGGCUAGUCUGAUUAAGAGAUCUAAAGCCCAUCAGUUCUACGGGCUCAUGGGCAAACGCUCAGAUGAUCAGCCGCAGCCUAUUGGAGUGAAUAGAAGACGAAAUAAAGGGGAGAUGUUUGUUGGACUUAUGGGAAGAAGAGCAUCGAGUGGGGAAUCGUUCACAAGAAUCAUUCCAGAUGCUACAAGCACUGCGAUCGAUAUCGCCGAAGGAUCACACACACAACCAGAUUCACAAGAGGCAUGGGACCAACUCCUGUAUGACUACAGCUAAUAAAAAAGAUUCAGAUUUGAUUGUUUACAAUGAUCUAUACAAUGUUGAUAUCAACGCAUAAAAAAAGAAACAACAGUAUCUCAUACUUUUAAGAAAAAAUGCUGUCUUUAAGGUAUCCAAGUUCAUGCCGAUGAUUAUUGUGUAUUCUAACCCCAAAAAAGCACUUGUCUCUGCAAACAACUGCCACUGUGUUGAAUGGAAUAAAAGGCCAGGAAUG
This is a messenger RNA of Oncorhynchus gorbuscha (pink salmon), 791 nucleotides long. RefSeq lists its product as uncharacterized. The record is from RefSeq and is a predicted model, not a curated record. The transcript has 6 exons. Lineage: Eukaryota; Metazoa; Chordata; Actinopteri; Salmoniformes; Salmonidae. Bases 161 to 574 code for a protein of 137 amino acids.